Molecule: messenger RNA, 2050 nt
Organism: Melanotaenia boesemani (Boeseman's rainbowfish)
Lineage: Eukaryota; Metazoa; Chordata; Actinopteri; Atheriniformes; Melanotaeniidae
Gene: nt5c2l1
Product: 5'-nucleotidase, cytosolic II, like 1
Exons: 17
Coding region: 86-1597 (503 amino acids)
Molecular function (GO): 5'-nucleotidase activity
Source: RefSeq, a predicted model, not a curated record
UUUAAAGACCUAUCCAAUGUUUUCGAUCACCAUAGAACAGUUGGUCACAAGAGCUGGACAUCAAUAGGUCUUCUCUGAGGACGAGAUGGACAUACUCCCCAACUUCUCCCACCGAGAGGCGAAGAUGCUGGCAGACUUUGAAGACAACCGGGUGUUUGUCAACAGAAGCCUUACACUUGAAAACAUCCAAUGCUAUGGCUUUGACAUGGACUAUACGCUGGCAGCAUAUAAGUCUCCUGACUAUGAGAGCCUGGGCUUUGAGCUGAUCAGAGACAGAAUGGUGUCUAUUGGAUACCCUCAUGAGCUUCUACGUUACUCAUACGACCCCAGCUUCCCCACUCGGGGUUUAGUGGUUGACACCAAAUACGGAAACCUCCUGAAAGUGGAUUCUAAUGGCAAUAUUUUAGUCUGCAGUCAUGGCUUCCGCUUCUUCAAAGGGGAAGAUGUUGAGAAAUACUACCCCAAUAAGUUCAUCCAAAGAGAUGACACAGAACGUUUUUACAUUCUUAACACUCUCUUCAAUCUUUCAGAGACUUAUCUCUACGCCUGCCUGGUAGACUUCUUCACCAGAUGCACCAGAUACACAAACCUCCUGAAAGGUUUCCAGCACGGUGACUUGUUGAUGUCCUACAGAAGCAUGUUCCAGGAUGUCCGAGAUGCAAUGGACCACAUUCAUGAUACAGGAAUCCUAAAAGAUCGAACUAUCAAGAAUUUGGAGAAAUAUGUCAUCAGAGAUCCUAACAUUGCAGUGCUCCUGAUGCGAAUUAAAGAGGUAGCCAAGGUCUUCCUCGCCACUAACAGUGACUACACCUACACUGAGGCCAUCAUGACAUUCCUGCUUGAAAGUAAUACUAAGCCUGGAGUCCCAAAAAAACCUUGGCGCUCCUACUUUGACCUUAUUGUUGUGGACACAAAGAAGCCACAGUUCUUUGGAGAUGGGACUGUGCUGAGACAAGUAGACACCAACACAGGAAAACUGCGCAUUGGGACUUACACCGGCGACUUGCAGCAUGGAACAGUUUACUCUGGAGGCUCUUCCGACGUGGUCUGUGAUCUGUUGGGUGUCAAAGGUAAGGACAUCCUCUAUGUUGGAGAUCACAUCUUUGGAGACAUUCUCAAAUCUAAGAAACGACAGGGCUGGAAGACUUUUCUGGUCGUACCAGAACUCACCAAGGAGCUGCAAGUGUGGGAGGAAAAGAGAUACCUGUUUGAGGAGCUAAAACGUCUUGACGUCUUCUUAGCUGAACUCCACAAGCACCUGGACAGCGGCAGUCGAGAGUGCCCUGACAUCAGUGCCAUUAAAACGAGAAUGAAGGUGCUGACCUUCAGGAUGGACAUAUCCUACGGUCAGAUGGGCAGCCUCCUGCGCAGUGGCUCUACUCAGACGCUGUUUGCCAGCCAGCUGAUACGCUAUGCGGAUCUGUACUCCUCCACCUGCAUCAACCUGCUGAAGUACCCCUUCAAUUACCUCUUCAUGGCUCCACCAGUCCUGAUGCCCCACGAGGCAGCUUCACAGAACUCUGCUGAAGUUGCUUCAUCGGAGCUGAACACGAACAACCACGCUAUCACGGGUAGCAGAACCAGUUUGCAGCUUUAGUUGAUAAAAUACGGAAAUUUCCUCUUGGCUCUGUCAUUACUGAGUUGAAGAUAUAUAUAUUUUUUUUUUAUCUCCUCGCGUUGAAGAGCGAUAUGGAGACCGCAUAAGGAGGCGUUGUUAUGUGCCUCCUUCACAUCUUGGACUCUUUGUACCUGUGCACAUACAAAGGGGACUUGUAACAGCCAUGACCCUUUACUAUACUUCUUCUUCCUCUUGCUGGACAUAAAUCAUGAUGCCAUGUGAUGUUUAUAAUAUGAAACAUGUUGAUAACGUGCGAUUAAAACAUGGAGGCUCAGGGUUAUUGUAAAUAGGAGUGUUUAUUAGUGGUGCAAAUGUGCAUUAAACCUUAAGUUUGUGUAAUGGUUUUUAAGAAGAAAUUAUAUUUAUGCAUUGUUUGUGCUGCUUCUUUUACAUAAUUGUAAUAAAUUCUUCUUACUAUUUGGUUUGAAUAUU